This is a messenger RNA of Oryzias latipes (Japanese medaka), 2333 nucleotides long. It is a transcript of the gene chrnb4, whose product is annotated as cholinergic receptor, nicotinic, beta 4 (neuronal). Gene Ontology annotation, cellular component: postsynaptic membrane. Gene Ontology annotation, biological process: monoatomic ion transmembrane transport. The record is from RefSeq and is a predicted model, not a curated record. Gene Ontology annotation, molecular function: acetylcholine-gated monoatomic cation-selective channel activity; transmembrane signaling receptor activity. Lineage: Eukaryota; Metazoa; Chordata; Actinopteri; Beloniformes; Adrianichthyidae.
AAACGCCUGAAUUCGGUUUGUUUGUAUAAAGUGUGACAAACCAGAACUCUGGAACAUGCAGCUGAGGAGUGAAACCGGAUCACAGAGCGAGCAGAGGUCCUGCAGGAAGCAGGGAGGACAGACUGAGAGCAGCGCGCCAGGGCAGGGCGCCGCACCGGAGCGCAGCCUCCUCAGGUCCAAGGAACAGCUGGAGAAUUGUGUCUUGGCUGCCUUACUAUGGAGCAAUGGAGACCAGCUCAGUGCGAGUGAAGUGACAGACCCGAGCGCGCAGAUUCCGGCAUGUUUGGAUGGAAACGCCGCAGCUCCGGUUCUGCGCCUGGCAACCCCCGCGGAGCAGAUGCUGCCGUCAGGAUGAGUUGGGCUCCUCUUCUCAUCCUCACGUACUUUUCCGCUUUGAUGCAGAGCUGCAAAAGUGCUGACUCAGAGGAGCGUCUAAUGAACAUGCUGCUUGGAAAGCAUCGCUACAAUCCACUCAUUCGCCCAGCCAUUAACAGGACCGAGAGAGUUGAAGUAAAGCUGCAAGUGUCACUCGCACAGCUCAUCAGUGUGAAUGAAAGGGAGCAAAUCAUGACUACUAAUGUUUGGAUCACUCAGCAUUGGGUUGAUUACAGACUGUCAUGGGACCCUGCAAAAUAUGAAGGGAUUCAGAAACUGCGUAUUCCAUCCAGACAUGUUUGGCUGCCGGAUAUCGUUCUAUACAACAAUGCUGAUGGUAUUUAUGAAGUUACAGUCUUCACCAACGUCAUUGUCCUUUUCAAUGGCAGUGUCAACUGGCUCCCUCCAGCCAUCUAUAAAAGCGCCUGUAAGAUCGAAGUCAAGCACUUCCCCUUUGACCUGCAGAACUGCACCCUCAAGUUCCGCUCUUGGACAUAUGACCACACAGAGAUUGACCUGAUCCUGAAAUCUGAGGCAGCAAGCAUGGAUGACUUCACCCCGAGUGGUGAGUGGGACAUCAUUGCUCUGCCCGGCCGACGGACAGUCAACCCCACGGAUCCCACCUAUGUAGACCUGACUUAUGACUUCAUUAUCAAGAGGAAGCCCCUUUUCUAUACCAUAAAUCUAAUCAUUCCAUGCAUUUUGAUCACCUCUCUGGCCAUUUUGGUGUUCUACCUGCCUUCAGACUGUGGAGAGAAGAUGACUCUCUGUAUUUCUGUCCUCCUGGCACUUACAGUGUUCCUGCUUUUAAUUUCAAAGAUUGUUCCUCCUACGUCACUCGAUGUUCCCCUGAUUGGAAAGUACCUGAUGUUCACCAUGGUACUGGUGACCUUCUCCAUUAUCACAAGUGUUUGCGUGCUCAAUGUUCACCACCGCUCUCCAAGUACCCAUACCAUGCCUUCCUGGGUCAAGCUAAUAUUUCUUAAGAAACUGCCUGCUUUGCUGUUCAUGAAACGGCCCAAUAACUUCUCUGGCUGCCAAAGACUGCGUCAGCAGCGCUGCCUAAGAGCCAGAAGAUCCAUAUUGGGUCUGGACUACCCAAACGCUUCCAAAGCUUGUUUCACCUUGUCGUCCUCUGCUCUACUACCCUCUGACUCUGCCUUUUCCACUCCAAGACACAAAAAUCUAGCUCCUACCAUGGGGUAUGGCUUGUCACGCAGGAAGGGGGAUUUGAGCUCCUCUGAUUAUCCUCAUAUUAGUUUAACUCCCACCCAAGAUUAUCAGCAAAAAUGCAAAUCAGACUGGACAGCUGAUGUCAAAGAGGCCGUGAAAGGAGUACGCUUUGUGGCCGAGCACAUGAUGGCAGAUGACGAUGAUCAGAGUGUGAUAGAGGACUGGAAGUAUGUAGCCAUGGUGGUGGAUCGUAUGUUUCUGUGGAUCUUUGUGAUAGUUUGUGUUGUGGGGACCCUGGGCCUGUUUCUCCAGCCUCUCUUCCAGAGUCAGAUGAUUACCAGCCAGCAGCCCAGCUCGGACAAGCCUCGCAUCUGAUGGGCAUCCACAAAGACCACCUUCAGAGCUGUCAUUAACAUGUCUGUCAAACAGAUUAUUAUCAGAACAUCCGUGCCAAGAAAGGUUUACUUUUAACCGUGAAAAGGCUGGCAAAAAUGACACCAGAUUUGAGUCAGAAAAAGACAACGGAUCUUUACAUUUGUUUAAAUGUUACCCAUCAACACAAUUUGGCUUAAAAUAACAUUUUCCAUUCAAGGAGAUACUGCAGACCUAGAUGAAAUGUGGUUUCUCUGCCCCCAAGUGUAUUAAAGUGUUACACAAUUAUGUCUAAUAGGCAAAGGAAAGUCUGCUGUUGGAUGUUGUUUAACUGAUGUGCUCUUACCAUGUCAGUGUAAUACAAUAAAGACAAAAAGUGUCCUCUUUUACUCUGAUUAAAUGCAUAAAAUGUA